Lachnellula hyalina is the source of this 2586-nucleotide messenger RNA. It is a transcript of the gene nip1, whose product is annotated as Eukaryotic translation initiation factor 3 subunit C. Gene Ontology annotation, molecular function: RNA binding; translation initiation factor activity; translation initiation factor binding. The record is from RefSeq and is a predicted model, not a curated record. The coding region runs from base 1 to 2586 and encodes 861 amino acids. NCBI's taxonomy places the organism in Eukaryota, Fungi, Ascomycota, Leotiomycetes, Helotiales, Lachnaceae. Gene Ontology annotation, cellular component: eukaryotic translation initiation factor 3 complex. The transcript is spliced from 3 exons. Gene Ontology annotation, biological process: translational initiation.
AUGUCUCGAUUCUUCAAGGGCGACAGUUCAAGCGAGAGCAGCUCUUCCGACGAGGAAGAACUUUACUCCGAGGAGGAGGAAGAGGAAGCAAAGGAAGACUCCAGCGACGAGGAUGACGAUGAAGCGGAAGACGACGAUGAUUCUUCCAGCGACGAUGAGGACGGGAAAAAGACCGGCGCAAAUGCCUUCUUGAAAGGCGCAGGCUCAGAUAGCGAUGAGAGCAGCGACGAGGAAGGCACAAAAGUUGUCAAGAGUGCGAAAGACAAGCGGAUUGAGGAGCUGGAGGGCACCGUGAAGGCGAUCGAAAAUGGGCAAAAGAUCAAUGACUGGGGAUCUAUCUCUGCCGAAUUCGAUAAACUCAAUCGACAAGUAGUGAAGCUCGUUCAGGCGGGCAACACACCAAAACCUUAUAUCAGAGCUAUUGCUGAGUUGGAGGACUUCAUGAAUGAGGCUAUUGCUAAGCAAAAGGUCUCAGCGAAGAAGAUGAACGCCACAAAUGCCCGAGGUCUGAACGCCGUCAAGCAGCGCAUCAAGAAGAACAACAAGGACUACCAGAAGGAUAUCGAUGCAUACAGGGCGGACAAAGAUGCAUUCAUGGAGUCGGACGAAGAGGAAGAGCCCGCUCCAAAACCUUCCAGAACACCCAAACCUAUCGCUGGUGUACCCGCCUUCGAGAUUGAUGAUGAUGAGGGUUUCUCGACUGUUGGGAAGGGUGGCCGUACAAUGCAAUUUACACCCGAGAGCAUUCUCAAGCAUCUGAGGACGAUUAUGGAGUCUCGAGGAAAGAAGAACACAGACCGAACCGAGCAGAUCAAGAUUAUGGAGAAGCUCUAUGAAGUUGCCACAACCCCUUACCAGCGUAUUCGAGUUCUCUUGACUAUCAUUUCUACAAGAUUCGACUUAACCACCGGUGUUCAGACCUUCAUGUCUCAAGAUCAAUGGAAGGCUGCCGAGCAAGAAUUCGGUAACCUUCUCAAGGUCCUCGAGUCAAAUCCGGAAUUGGUUGUUGUCGAAAAUGCAGAAGAGUGGGAGGAUGAUGAGAAGGCCCCUGUUGUCGCAGCUGGCGAGAAGCUCAAGAUUCCCGGCAGCAUUGUUUCAUAUGUUGAGAGACUGGAUGAUGAGCUUACCCGAUCCCUUCAGCACAUUGACCCUCACACUGCUGAGUACAUCGAUCGUCUUUCGGAUGAAGGAGCUCUGUAUAACAAUAUCGUUCGUGCACUGUUAUACACCGAAAGCCUUCGAAAGGAUGAGAGUCUGCAAGUCACGCAAGACAGCCUCAACCGUGUUGUUAUGAGAAGAUUGGAACACGUUUACUUCAAGCCAUCUGCAGUCGUCAAGAUCCUCGAGGAGAACUGCUGGAAAUCCAUUCCCUCGGAACUUGAAUCUGCCAUUACUCCUCGAACCAAACUUUCCGAUGCAACUGCUCUCGUUAAUGUUUUGUGUAACUACCUUUUCGUCAACAGCGAAGGCAUUAUCCGUGCUCGAGCUAUGCUUUGCCAGAUUUACUUCCUCGCUCUUCACGACAACUACUACAAGGCACGCGAUAUGAUGCUGAUGUCUCAUUUGCAAGAGACCAUCAACGCCUUCGAUGUCCACAGCCAAAUCCUAUUCAACCGCACUCUCGUCCAAGUUGGUCUCUGUGCUUUCCGAGCUGGACUUGUCUACGAAGCCCAGACUACUCUGCAAGAAAUUUGUGGUAGUGGUCGCCAAAAGGAGUUGCUUGCUCAAGGUGUUAUGAUCCAACGAUACAACCAGGUCUCACCAGAGCAAGAGCGCCUCGAAAGACAACGCCAACUUCCUUUCCACAUGCACAUCAACUUGGAGCUCCUGGAGUGUGUUUACCUAACCUGCAGUAUGCUUCUCGAGAUUCCUCUUCUGGCCCAGACGGGCUCGUCGCCCGAUGUCAAGAAGCGUGUUAUCAGCAAGACCUACAGACGUAUGUUAGAGUAUCAUGAGCGUCAAAUCUUCACUGGUCCACCCGAGAACACUAGAGAUCACGUCAUGCAAGCCUCGAAGGCCUUGGCGGCUGGCGAGUGGAAGAAGGCUACCACCUUUAUCCAUGAAAUCAAGAUCUGGGAACUCAUGGCAAAGCCUGAGGCCAUCAAGACCAUGCUCUCGGAGCAAAUCCAAGAGGAAGGCCUCCGGACAUACCUCUUCACCUACGCUCCAUACUACGACACCCUCGCCGUCGGCACUCUUUCGUCAAUGUUCGAGCUGACCGACCGCAAAGUAGCCGCUAUCGUAAGUAAGAUGAUCAGUCACGAGGAGCUCGCCGCUGCUCUCGAUCAAGUCAACUCAUCCAUCAUCUUCCGCAAGGGCGUCGAGCUUAGUAGGCUCCAGAGCUUGGCUCUUACGCUCAGCGACAAAGCAAGCGGUCUCAUCGAGAGCAACGAACGUACGCUCGAGACAAGAACACAAGGCAUGGCAAACGCAUUCGAGCGACAAGGUGGCCGUGGAGGACGUGGGGGUAGAGGUGGUGGACGAGGUCGUGGUGGUGGAGGACGUGGCGGCGGACCCAGUGCUCCUAGACAGGCUGGUGGAACUCAGUUCACGGGUGGUGCGUUGGGUGCAGCGGUCCGGGCUUAG